ACGUUUUACACACACAGUUGUUUGGGCACGUUCAAAAGAGUGGUUGCCAACGCGCGUUUCCACUGAAAAUAUUCUCAAAAUGUCACAACAAGGAGCUGCUUUGCAAAGUUAUAACAACGAAUUGGUCAAAUGCAUCGAGGAUCUAUGCAGCAAGAGGGAUGAGCUCCACAAACACAUCCUCCAGGAAGAGGAGGAGAAACAGAAGCUACAGAACGAUAUGCGCAUCUUGAGUGAGAGGCUGGCAAAGGUGAACGAGAGUCUGGCCAAGAAGAUGGCAUCUAGGAAUGAAUUUGACAAAACAAUAGCUGAGACAGAGGCAGCAUAUAUGAAGAUAUUGGAGAGUUCACAGACACUAUUGAAUGUUCUGAAGAGAGAGUCUCACAGUUUGAGGGAGAAGUCUAUGAGCCAAGGCGGUUCUACACAGAGAACGCUGACACAAACCUAACCUCAUCUUCAAUAGCAUCAACUUGUACAGAUCCAUGUGUAUAUAGACCCAGUGUUUCCUACCCCAGCUGUGUCUGUGAUUGCUGGUGUAUUUGUGACAGUCAGAAGGACUGUAUGUCUCUGUCAUUAUUUAAUAGAUGUAAUGUUUUAUUAUCUUUGACACGUGAAAACAGAUACUGACAAUGUAGAUCAUGGUAAAGACAUAUUUUUUUUUGUAAACUGAAAAUAAUGUAAACUGUUUUGCCAGAAGUGUUUGCCACCAGUUAGUCUAUAUUUAGUUCUGGGGAGAUUAAAAAUAUGUAAAAUAUUUACUUAAGACUUUUGCCACCUGUCUGUUCUAUUGUCUUUAGCAAGUCUGUUAGUGAUUAAAUUUUCUUUGCUAAUGAAGAGUACCAAAAGCUGUAUGUCCAAAAUUCAUUUUUAAGUUAGUUUUUCUUGAGACCCUCUUAGAGAGAAGCCUACCAGCAUUUUACUUUUCAUUAUAAUCAAACCAAAGCCUUUUAACAUAUUUUUGAGCAUCAUUAUCUGCCUUAGCCAUUUGGCAGAAAUAUAUCUUUUGUCACCAGUCAAGUUAAGCAGUGACAAGGUGUCAGUAUGUAUAAUAAGUGGCUUAUGUAUGACAUAGUAUCUGCAGUGUACGAAAUAGGCUUGUCAGGAAUCAUGUAGUAUUGAAUUGUUUUACUGUAAUACAUUUUAUUCUUGCCUUAAUGGAACUGCCCUAAAGUGGCCUUUGAUCUUGGUUUGCUCACUCUUGACUAAAUGUACUUUGAUUGUUCUUGUAAACAUGUGCAGCCCAUGAUGUGGCUUGAGGCCAGGCAUCUACAUGUCUGUAUCCUUGUACAUAAAUUUUCUAAUGUAA
Messenger RNA from Haliotis rubra (blacklip abalone), 1303 nucleotides. Its product is annotated as Sjoegren syndrome nuclear autoantigen 1 homolog. The transcript is spliced from 3 exons. Gene Ontology annotation, cellular component: centrosome; ciliary basal body. The record is from RefSeq and is a predicted model, not a curated record. Lineage: Eukaryota; Metazoa; Mollusca; Gastropoda; Lepetellida; Haliotidae. The coding region runs from base 80 to 445 and encodes 121 amino acids.